CGUUACGUUUUUUUGACAGUUUGUGGUCGUCAAAACAAUUUCACAACUUGUUUAUAAUAAUGAUUAUUCUAUCCCUAUUACAUAUUAUAACUUACGAUUGAGCAUGCGAAAUAGUUAAGUUGAGUGUAAACUAUUUAUAUAGAUCUAAUUACAGAAGGAAAAUGGUGAGUGAUAUAGAACGCAGUAGCCAUCGCAGUACAGAGGAACAUGGUGGCAGAAGUCGCGAAAGGCAUCGCAGCGGCAGUCGCAGCAGACACAGCGGGCUCCGCAGUGGCAGCCGCGGCCGGCCACGUAGUCGGAGCCGUGAAAGGCGGCAUAGCCGAGACAGAAUAAAGCGAGACCGCAGCAGGGAGCGGCAUAGGAACCGCAGCAAAGAUCGUCACGCGAGCGAUGACGCUGUCUCCCCGCGGCCUAAUUCCAGAAACAGGGAGAAGUCAAGAGCGCCACAAAAUCGCCGAAACGACUUUGAUCGUGGCAAGAGUUCAUUGAGAGAUUGUAACAGUGGUGGGCUUGGCUCAGGGCUGGGUUUGGCGGGGCCGGGGCCAGGGCCGGGAGCGCGGGGCAGGCACAAGCCACAGGAGGAAGAGUUCCUGGACGCGCGGCGCGAGGAGCGGGAGCGCAUCGGACAAACCGGGGUGUCAUCUGUGUGGGGCAAGUCACCGCUCAGGCCAGACUCUGAUGAGGAGACUUCACAGCCGAGUCAUGGUGACAAAAGUAAAGAAAAGAAAAAAUCUAAAAAGUCUAAAGACAAAGAGGAUACAAAAACUAAACUGAAGAAAUUGAAAAAGAAACUUAAGAAGGUGAAAAAGGCGCGUAAGAAAGCAAAAAAGAAAAAGUCGAAGAGUUCGAGCAGCGACUCCAGCUCAGAGUCCGGCUCCAGCGAAGACGUCUGGGUGGAGAAGGGACAGGCACAACAAAUCGAGAGUGUGUCGAAAUCGUCAAAAGCGAACAGGAAAGAUUCGACGGAGGAGACGGUGGGCCCGGCGGCGCGCGAGGCGGGGGGCGCUGUGGGCGCGGGGGGCGCGCUGGGCCCGCGGGACUUUGGGCGCGCGCUGCUGCCGGGCGAAGGCGCCGCCAUGGCCGCCUUCGUGGCGGAGGGCAAGCGCAUCCCGCGCCGCGGAGAGAUCGGCCUCACCUCCGACGAGAUCGCCUCCUAUGAGGCAGUCGGCUACGUGAUGAGCGGCAGCAGACACCGGCGCAUGGAGGCUGUGCGCAUCCGCAAGGAGAACCAGAUCUACUCCGCGGACGAGAAGCGCGCCCUCGCCGCCUUCAGCAAGGAGGAGCGCGCCAAGCGGGAGAACGCCAUCCUCGCACAGUUCCGCGACGUGCUGCAGGCGCGCGCCCAGCGCCGCGACCACACCUAGCGCCCACGCCCACUCCCG
This is a messenger RNA of Papilio machaon (common yellow swallowtail), 1382 nucleotides long. Its product is annotated as NKAP family protein CG6066. Gene Ontology annotation, cellular component: nucleus. The transcript is spliced from 5 exons. Gene Ontology annotation, biological process: regulation of gene expression. Gene Ontology annotation, molecular function: chromatin binding. The record is from RefSeq and is a predicted model, not a curated record. The coding region runs from base 162 to 1364 and encodes 400 amino acids. NCBI's taxonomy places the organism in Eukaryota, Metazoa, Arthropoda, Insecta, Lepidoptera, Papilionidae.